CGACGUCAACUGAUGUUGAGCGGGUCGCGAAUUGGAAUCUCUUCUCUUUAUUUUGCUUUCGCUUAUUCGUCCUCUUCCUCUAAGUGCGGCGGCGGGAAAAGCAGACUCUCCAAGACUGGCGCCGCGGCGGAGAGGGUGAAGCGCUCGGAAAAGGUGGAAUCGCGGCACCAGAUAGAGAAUCUCAAGGGAGGGAUGGCGGAUUCCAGCUGCGGCGGCAGGCCUCUGGGUGAUUCAAUUAAAAGCCAUGGCGUCCGUGACUUCAGCGGGAACGUAGGGGCGGCCGUUGAAAGCUGAGGCGAGGGCGGAGAGUCGAGAGAACCGAGCUCAGGACUACAAGACGUUGCCUCGAUAAACCCUUUGUUUGCCA
Messenger RNA from Linum trigynum, 367 nucleotides. Lineage: Eukaryota; Viridiplantae; Streptophyta; Magnoliopsida; Malpighiales; Linaceae. The record is from the annotation of a GenBank genome assembly.